UUAUAAACAAUAAAACGCGAUAGACAUUAACCUGGACCAUGUGAUUGUGAUAAAAAGUGGUGCCUAUUAUUAUACCUAUGUUCACUUAUGCUCAGAAAGACUUCUGAAAUGACUAUCCAAAACCUGGACAGACUGGACGCAAAAAAAGGAGAAACUAUGCAAAAUAUCAAUAAUAGUGACAAUAAUGUGACUAAUCAACAACCACUGACUAGUAAAAACGGACAUAUUAGUUUUAGUGUAGCUUCACUCUUAGCUGAUACUAGGCCCGUUAAAUCGUCUUCGCCGGUUUCUCAAAGUUCCUCCACAUUACCGCCAUCAAGCCCCACGAAUCCUUCUUCAGAUGACGAAUACGACUCAAAUCCUGAAGAAGAGGACGAUUCGAUAGUUGACGUUGAAGACUUAAACCAAGACCAAAAAUCUUCUCGCCGUAGUCCCGCGAAGGAAGAUGAAGUUGAAACAGACCGAUCAUCCAGAGAUUUUUCAAAAGAAAGUCUUUUGAACCAUGGACCUAUUCGGCCAACGCCGUUCUCGGCACUGGCGGCUGUUUAUCAGGCGGCCCACCAAAAUUGGCCCCAUCAGGGAAUUAUGAACCCUUUUGGGGGUCCGUCGCCGGUCUUCCAGGGGUCAACACCGUUUGGUAUGGGAGGGAUGAAUUCUGUUGACUCCAACGGCGAACCACCAAAACUCAAGUGCAAUUUACGUAAACACAAGCCCAACAGGAAACCGAGAACUCCUUUCACUACGCAACAACUUUUAGCCUUAGAGAAAAAGUUUAGAGAUAAACAAUAUCUUAGUAUAGCGGAACGAGCGGAAUUUUCUAGUUCUUUGCGUUUAACAGAGACACAGGUUAAAAUCUGGUUCCAAAACCGGCGCGCCAAAGCUAAACGCCUCCAAGAAGCCGAACUGGAAAAACUGAAAAUGGCAUCGUUGUCGAGGCACCCUCACGCGCUCUAUCCCCAUCCCGCGCUUCAGGGCUACUUCGCUCCGGGGGCGCAUCCAUUGGCGUCGCUAUUGGGCGGACGACCCCCCAUGUCGCAUUUGGGGCUUUUGCAUCAACCUCCGCCGCCUCCAUCUCCGCACCUGGCUUCGCCUCCUGGACGGAUGCGGUCUCCCAGUCCGCAUUUGUCUUAGGUCCAUAGAAAAUUUGUAAGAUUUUUAUUUCUGCUCUUAAGCCAUUGUUGAAUGUUACAUGCAGAAGAUAAGUUUCUUUUUUUUUUUAAUUCUGGCUCUCUGUUUUCGGUUUUAAUGUUGCCCUUCUAAUACCGAGUUUUAUGGAACUUAUAUUGUGUACCUAUAAGUUUCACAUUGCAGUACAUUUUUAGGCUCCCCGAUAAAUAGCAAUAGAAACA
This is a messenger RNA of Ceutorhynchus assimilis (cabbage seed weevil), 1349 nucleotides long. The record is from the annotation of a GenBank genome assembly. Lineage: Eukaryota; Metazoa; Arthropoda; Insecta; Coleoptera; Curculionidae.